Spea bombifrons (plains spadefoot toad) is the source of this 3082-nucleotide messenger RNA. RefSeq names its product LON peptidase N-terminal domain and ring finger 1 (gene LONRF1). The transcript is spliced from 12 exons. Lineage: Eukaryota; Metazoa; Chordata; Amphibia; Anura; Pelobatidae. The record is from RefSeq and is a predicted model, not a curated record. Gene Ontology annotation, molecular function: protein binding. The coding region runs from base 113 to 2173 and encodes 686 amino acids.
GCUUAGGCGGAGGGGGUGUGUGAAUGGGAUUCUGUGUGCGCUCUCACUUUAACGGGUUCGGGACCGGCGACGGAGAUUCAGGUGACUACCCCGGUGGUUGCGGCAGAAGUCCAUGGCUGUAUCCCUGUGCGGAACCGAGGCCUUGCUGGCCCUGAAGGAAGCGCUGGACCAUUACUCGUCACACUCCAGGCCCCGGCAGCUUGGAGCGCUAGUGGACUACCUGUUGCAGCAGUACCGGCCCUGGAGUGUGAGAGAGAAGGCGGCAUCGGGGCCCAGGGGCAUCCUCAGUUGUCCAGGCUGUCACGGAUUACUCCGGGAGCCUGUGGCUGCCCAGUGCGGGCACACGUACUGCUGGUCCUGUCUCAGGGGGGAACCCAGGAACCAAUGCCGGCUGUGCCGGGGGGACAUGGGCCGUCAGCCCCGCAGGACCUGUGUGCUGCUUAAACAGCUGAUCCAUAAAUGGUUUCCUUUGCCUGGGGGCUGCAGCGGGCUGGACCGGGAUGUCACUGAGCUGCUACGAGCUGGGAAACACCGGGAGGCGCUUAACAAGAUCCACAAGGCCCUGGAGGCAGAUCCCCAAAACUUGACACUGCGUGUUUACAGAGCUGAAUCCUAUGCUGCACUCUGUGAGUUUGGAAAAGCACAUGAAGAGCUGGACUUUGUUCUAUCAAAACAGCGCAACAACCCGGAGGUUUACUUCAAGAAAGCCAAAAUGCUGCAAGAUACAGGCCAUAUGUAUGAAUCUUUGAUAUUUUACCUCCAAUGCUUGGCCUUGGAUGAGGAGUUCGCACUGGCCAGAUGUGAGAUGGAAAAGAUACUGCAUGACUUCUUAUCUCCUGUACCUGAGAAUGUAGAAGGGAUCUUGAAGGAUCUGGAAAGGACGUCGUUGCCAAACACACCUCUCAAACCUUUUGUCCUGGGCUCAGAUAAAGAAGAGCCUUCAUACAGUUUACCUCGUUGUCUGGAGCAGGGUACCCAGAUGCCAAAAUCCAUGAGCACUAUUGGAACCAGCGUUAUGCAGCGGACACAGUCGGUUCAUGCGCUUGGUGCUGCUAAAAUAUCUGCUAGGGAAGAAGGUUUGAAAAGGGUGUCGUCAGAGCCCCUCUUAUCCAGUCAAGAAAAUGGAAUUUUGUUGAAAAGAAAAUUCUCUCUAUUUGAACAAGAUGCAAACGUAUGUGAAGAUGGACAGAAUAAGCACAUCAAGCAUGGAGAAGUUUUAGAAUCAGAAGUGCACACUUUACCUCCGGAAUGGACUAUGCCCGAUGGAAUAGAUACUGCAGACUUUGAGUGCUCCCUUUGUAUGAGAUUAUUCUAUGAACCAGUGACCACGCCGUGCGGACAUACCUUUUGUAAGAAGUGUCUAGAGCGUUGUUUAGAUCAUACACCACAGUGCCCUUUAUGCAAGGAAAGCUUAACUGAGUACCUAGCAAGCAGAAACUACAAUAUGACGUACUUGCUGGAAGAACUCAUUAAAAAGUAUCUCCCCGAAGAGCUGUCGGAAAGAAAAAAGAUUCACGAAGAAGAAACAGAUGAGCUUUCAAACCUUACAAAGAAUGUGCCUAUGUUUGUUUGCACGAUGGCAUAUCCUACAGUGCCUUGUCCUCUUCAUGUGUUUGAGCCUCGAUACAGACUGAUGAUAAGACGAUGUAUGGAAACUGGUACAAAGCAAUUUGGAAUGUGCAUAAGUGACCCAGAAAAAAGUUUUGCUGAUUAUGGUUGUAUGUUGCAAAUAAGAAAUGUUCAUUUCUUGCCUGAUGGACGCUCUGUGGUUGAUACGAUCGGAGGAAAGCGAUUUCGUGUUUUGAAGAGGGGAAUGAGAGAUGGUUACUACACUGCUGACAUUGAAUACUUAACUGACAGUCAGGUUGAGGAAGAAGAGCUGGAGCAGCUCAAACAGCUUCACGAUGCUGUGUAUGCUCAGGCGUGCCGCUGGUUCCAGAAUUUAAGAUACAGAUUUCGCAGUCAGAUUCUGCACCAUUUUGGUUCAAUGCCAGAAAGGGAAUCCAAUAUACAGGGAAUCCCAAAUGGACCUGCUUGGUGCUGGUGGCUGCUUGCCGUGUUACCUGUGGAUCCCAGGUAUCAGUUAUCUGUCCUUUCAAUGGCGUCCCUUAAAGAUCGUCUUCUGAAAAUCCAGCAUAUAUUGACUUAUUUUUCAAGAGAUCAGCCCAAAUGACUAACCGCCUGGAACCUCCUUAAAAGUUAUCCACUCGUUACUGUGAUCGCUACCGGACUUGUUGCUAUCUUUGCACAUAUAACGUUUGCUUGAGACAUUAUUGUGAACAAACUUCCUCACUUGUGUGGAUAUCAAUAAGGAAAUCCAUUUUAAAUGCUUCAAAUCGAAUCAUUUGAUAUGAUUGUGUUACAUUUGACUUUAUUGCACUUUAAAGGUCUUUAUUUUUGGUCUGUAAAAUUACAUUGCACAUUUUGAAGACAUCAGGGUGUAUGCUGUAUAGCUGCUUUGUGCUUUAUUACAUUUUUGUGUAUUGGGCAUAUAAUGCAGAUCUGUCCAUGGACAUUGCGAACUUUAUCUGGUUACAUAUGCCACCUAACUAUGCAGUUUUUUUUUCUUUAGUUUUUUUGUAUUAUAUCGUUCCUAUGAUUUCAUAUCAUAGCAACUUUAAGAAUUUGAGCUAGACGAAAGAAAAUGGAUUUAGCCUUCAACCUGUUGGACUGUGAAUGAUUACACCACUUUUCAAAUGUAUAACAAGCCAAAUGAAAUUAAGAAUCCAGCAAAAUUACAAUUUUUAAAACUUCAAAAACAGUAAUUUAUGUAGACUUAUUGGCCUGUUGCCCGGUGUGAUGAUUAACUCUUCUUUCUCUGAUAUCUGGAGCUAAAAGUGUUAUUCAUCAUAUAGGAUUGCUCUCAAAAGUUCACUGGGAGUUUUUCACUCACGUCCCAAGGCCAAUUAUAUAUAAUUUUUGUAAAUCUCUAUUUAUUUAAUUUUAUCAUCUGUUAUGUUUCCCUAUGUUAACAAAAUGUUUUUUCUUUUAAAGGGAAUUUCACGUCUUCUAUUUUAUGUAUUGUAGUGUCCUAUAAUUCAAUGUUAUCAUGAAUACAAGCGUCCCCUUUAUUAUUUUUAAA